AUGAUCCUUAUCAUAACAGCAUCUUCUACUUCAUUUAUUCGACAAACUCGUGUCAGUAUUACUCAACAACAUGCUUACAUUGUAAAUCAUAUAGCACAUAAAAUUGGCUUUGCUAUUUAUGCAAGAAAUGUCCAUUCAUGCAUUUACAUUUGCCAAAAUAAUGAUUUUUGUCGUACAGCUGUUUUUGAUUCUCAAUUAUUGCUCUGUGAUCUCUUUGAAGAAUGUAGUGCCCAAGGACAAAUUGUAUCUGAUCCGAACAAAAUUCUCAUCUCCUUUCUGCUCUGCAAUGGCGAACCAGACAAUGUGAUUUUUAGCUCAUCUUCAAUUCAAUCGAUUCCAAUGCAAACUGUCAUGGCGAACCUAACAUUGAUCACACAUUUUCCAGCAGCAUCAAACACUUGGUGCCCGUUCUUUAUAAACAAUUUAAUCUAUGUACCUCUUGAAAAUGUUGUCAAUGUUUAUGAAACAGAUACCUAUACACUUGUUCAAACGAUAUCAAUUCCAGUUUCAUCGUCCUUAAGUUACCUACGUGCUGAUAGUCAAGGUACACUUGUUUAUAUGCAAGUGAAUGAUUCGACCAUUUACAUACAUUCUUUGAAUACGAAUCAAAUCAAUAGUAUUAAUGUUUCGUUUACAAAUACAUAUUUAUGUUAUUCGAAUAGUUUUAUUGUUAUUCUUUCGACUUGGUCGAGUGAGGCUGACGUAUACCUUCGCACAUUCACAAAUAAUUCAGCUGUAUUUCUCUAUCGUAUCAGUGGUUGGGGUCAAAUAUAUCAUUGUGUCAUCAACAAUGAUCAAGAAUUAAUUGUUACAGUGAGUAACGUUGGUUUUCAAAUGACGAUGCUUAGUACAACAAAUUAUAAUUCAACAAUCACAACAAUAGCAUUGAAUACCACCUAUUUACCAACCGGUGCCAUGUUGAAUUUAGAUGCAGGAGGUCGACUCUAUGCAGCUUCAAAUGGAUCUUGGCAAAUGUCAACAGCAUUUUCUAUAGACGGCAGAUUAAUCGGUACUCAUACAGGCACAUUAGAUUGUGUUGGAAUGAGUAGCAAAUAUAAGUUUAUGCUUAUGACAACUGAUGGAAGUCGAGUAUCACUCUUCGAAUAUAAACCUCAAUAUUAA
Molecule: messenger RNA, 1122 nt
Organism: Adineta ricciae
Lineage: Eukaryota; Metazoa; Rotifera; Eurotatoria; Adinetida; Adinetidae
Source: the annotation of a GenBank genome assembly